Messenger RNA from Spodoptera exigua (beet armyworm), 3971 nucleotides. NCBI's taxonomy places the organism in Eukaryota, Metazoa, Arthropoda, Insecta, Lepidoptera, Noctuidae. The record is from the annotation of a GenBank genome assembly.
UGUCUGUGUCUAUGUAUGUAUGUCUCAGUACGGGAAAGUUGUAAAUAAUUUUCAUUAAAAUUUUGACGAAGCUCCUCAAUUAGAAGCCUAAGUUAAAUAAAAAGUGACCGAAUGAUUACAAAGUGAGUUCUGAAAGUGAUGGGAACCUGUAAAUGGUGUGCCUUAUGAAACAAAAAACUAUCAUUGCGCACGAUCCCCCAACGCCAUUUUGAAGCGAAAUUUUGUAUAUAGCGGGUGGUGCGGAGGAUGGCCCGACCCAACGGGAGCGCUCUCAAUAACUGACGGACGCUGCCGGCUUCCAGCUGGCGCAAGCAAUAAAAAUGCCACGACCUGGCAGUCUAAAAGACCCAGACAUUGCUGAAUUAUUCAGUAGACAUGAUCCGGAGAAGAUCUUUGAGGACCUUCGUGAGAUCGGUCAUGGGUCCUUUGGGGCAGUCUACUAUGCACGCUGCAAUCUCACAAAAGAGAUUGUGGCAAUUAAGAAAAUGUCAUAUGUUGGUAAACAGAGUGAAGAGAAAUGGCAGGAUAUCCUAAAAGAAAUUAAAUUCCUCAAACAGCUGGAACAUCCAAACACUAUAGAGUAUAAAGGGUGCUAUAAACGAGAACAUACAGCAUGGCUAGUGAUGGAGUAUUGUGUUGGUUCCGCAUCAGACAUCAUAGAGGUCCACAAACGGCCACUACGCGAGGAAGAGAUCGCGGCAAUCUGCGAAGGCGUAGUGUGCGGUCUCUCUUACCUACACAGCCUAGGACGCAUCCACAGAGACAUAAAGGCGGGCAACAUAUUACUUACUGAGAAUGGCACGGUCAAGCUCGCUGACUUCGGCAGCGCGAGUAUCAAGUGUCCCGCCAACAGCUUCGUGGGCACUCCGUACUGGAUGGCACCUGAAGUUAUACUCGCUAUGGACGAAGGACAGUAUGAUGGAAAGGUGGACGUCUGGUCGCUAGGCAUAACGUGCAUCGAGCUUGCAGAGCGCAAGCCGCCAUACUUUAAUAUGAACGCCAUGUCCGCACUCUACCACAUCGCGCAGAACGACUCCCCCACCCUACAGGCGCCGGAAUGGACGGACACGUUCCGGUACUUCGUGGAGGCAUGCCUGCAGAAGAACCCGCAGGACCGGCCGUCGUCCACCAAGCUACUGUCGCAUCCGUUCAUCACGCGGCCGCGCUCCCCCAACGUACUAGUGGACCUCAUCCAGCGGACCAAGGCUGCCGUACGAGACCUCGACAACCUCAACUACAGGAAGAUGAAGAAGAUACUGAUGGUCGAUGCUGAUAACGAGAGUGCUAUAGGGGACAGCGAGGAGACAGCGGAGGAGCGGUCUGGCGGUGACAGCUCGAAGUCUAACUCUGCGACGUCGGAGCACAGCGCCGCCGGCGCCUCCAGCCAGAGCUCCUCCUCCGGCAGUCUGCGUCGCCGUCCACACGCUGCAACGAACGCGAACCACCACAGCCAGGCGGGCGCGCCGGCGCAGUACAGCCACCUCAACCACCAGCACCCCGCGCACUCCGCGCUGCCCGCCAGAGAGAGCGAGAGCCCUCUAGCGGGGGCGCACGACGACUACGUGAACAAGGACGCACUCAGGGACUACGCCAACCGCGACUCGCUGUGUGACGACUAUGGAGACGAUUACGCCAACCGCGACGCCAUCCGCGAGGCGCGGGACCGCGACCGGGAACGGGAGCGCGACCGCGAGCGCGAGCGGGACCGCGAGCGGCCGCCCAGCGACUACCGCGAGUACGUCAACGCGCCCGCCGCCUGGCACGACCCCGACGACAACCGCAACACGCAGCGCAGGCAGACCACUCGCAGUAUAAGCAACAAUGUAUCGGCAGCCAUGUCGCUGGUAUCGGAACACGGUGCCAAUAACUUUGCUACGAUACGAACCACCAGCAUUGUCACCAAACAGCAGAAAGAACAUAACCAGGAGAUGCACGAGCAGAUGUCGGGCUACAAGCGCAUGCGGCGGGAGCACCAGGCGGCGCUGGUCAAGCUGGAGGAGCGCUGCAAGGCCGACGUCGACGCGCACAAGGCGCAGCUCGACCGCGAGUACGAGGCCCUGCUGCAGCAGCUCUCGCGGGACCUCGAGCGCCUGCAGACCAAGCACGCGCAAGAAUUGGAACGCAAGCAGAAACAGAACGCAGCGGCUGAGAAGAAGUUAAUAAAGGACAUUACGGCGAGGCAGGAACAGGACAGGAAGGCGUUUGAGACGCAACGCAAACGCGAAUACAAGGCGAACAAGGAGCGGUGGAAAAAGGAACUCAGCAUGGACGACGCCACACCUAAGAGACAGCGGGAUGCCACGCUACAGUCUCAGAAGGACAACCUGAAGCAGGCGGAGGCGGCGGAGGAGAUGCGACUGGUGCGGUCGCAGCGCGAGUACCUCGAGCUCGAGCUGCGCCGCUUCCGGCGCCGUCGCAUGCUGGCCCUGCAUCACAAGGAGCAGGAACUACUGCGGGAGGAGCUGAACAAGCGACAGAAUCAACUGGAACAGGCACAUGCAAUGUUACUACGUCACCACGAGAAAACGCAGGAACUUGAGUAUAGGCAACAGAAAGGUGUACACGCGUUAAGGGAGGAGCAGUUGUCGAACCAGCACGGCACGGAGCUGGCCAACCAGCGCGACUACAUGCAGCGCGCCGAGCACGAGCUGCGCAAGAAGCAUGCGCUGCAGCUUAAACAGCAACCCAAGAGCCUCAAGCAAAAAGAAAUGCAGAUUCGCAAACAGUUUCGUGAAACAUGCAAGAUACAGACACGCCAGUACAAGGCGCUCAAAGCGCAGAUACUGCAGAUGACUGCUAAGGAGCAUCAGAAGGAAGUGAUAAAAACGUUGAAGGACGAAAAACGUCGCAAGCUUGUGCUGUUGGGUGAGCAGUACGACCAGAGUAUCACUGAGAUGUUGCAGAAGCAGACAGUCAGGCUGGAUGAAAGUCAGAUGAUGGAGUGCCAGCAACUGAAGAUGCAGCUGGAGCACGAGCUGGACAUGCUGACUGCCUACCAGAGCAAGAGCAAGAUGCAGGCCGAGGCGCAGCGCAACCGCGAGCGGCGCGAGCUCGAGGAGCGGGUCGCCGUGCGCCGCGCCCUGCUCGAGCAGAAGGUACGUGCCCCUUCCUCCCCCCGCCCCCCUCCCCCGAGCGAGCCGGCAGUGACGGUGCGUGCGUUGCAGAUGGAGUCGGAGUGCGCGCAGUUCGUGGCGGAGCGCGCCGAGCGCACGCGCCUGCUGCACGAGCGACACGAGAGGGAGCUCGAGCACUUCGACAACGAGAGCGCACGUCUCGGCUUCAGUGCGAUGGCGAUCGCGGAAGGCAGCCGGGAGGGUUACGGCGAGGAGGAGCAGUCGCUGUCGGGUUCCAUGCUGUCGCUGGCGCACAGCAACUCGUCCGCCAGCUUCGCCGCGGGCUCGCUUUAAUGCCCGCCAGCUGGCCGCGGGCCCACUGUACUGGCCGCCAGCUCCCCGCGAGCUCGCUGUACUGGCCGCCAGCUGCGACCUGUGCUGUGGGCUCUCUGUGGCCUGCCGUUAUCGCCUAAUGCUGUUGCCAAACUACUCGCUUAUACACACGUAACGUGUACGCUUUUCUAGAUCAUGCUUGUCGUAUUCGUGAUGGAAAAUUUGAAUGUAAUGACGCUCGGCACGCGAUUCCUUCAUCGUUCAUCUUUCUGACUCGAGCCACUGUGAUAAGGCUCUUUCACACAAAUGACAUGGUGUAGGAAUAGUAUUCUAACAGCGUCGUCAGUACAAGGUACACUGCUGUAAAACCAGAGAAAUAUAAAAGAGGAUCGAAUCAUAACUAUCAACAUCUUUUUCACCAGUCGCGUAAACACAAGCAAUUUUUUAAACCUUUCCUAGGUUAAAAAUAUUGUGAAUCUGAUUAACAACUAGUUUGAUUCAAUUAUUAUUGUUUUAAUCAAACAUGACUGAGAAAGUUUCGAUACUCGAUAUGUGUAGAAUAAGUGUUUGCUCAAAAUAUAGGGC